Messenger RNA from Linum tenue, 283 nucleotides. Lineage: Eukaryota; Viridiplantae; Streptophyta; Magnoliopsida; Malpighiales; Linaceae. The record is from the annotation of a GenBank genome assembly.
GAUAAGGGCUGAAAUUGUAUGAAUGGAUUGAUCCACUUUCUUGGCGGGAUUGAGCCAGUUCUCUCCUUUCUUGGCGAGAGGUUACCAGGGUUUUCUUUACUCAAAUUCUGCUUGCUUAUUCCAUUGACGUAACCAGCUUAUAAAGCCAUCCAAACUGAAACAAUAACCCCUACAAAUAAGCUCACCUUGCUGGACACUACUCUACAUGCCCCACCUAUUGUGGAACGAGAUUAUUCUGCUGCUAACAAACUUAAAAGACCCAUUCAAACCAAUAUCCCAAAAU